Acanthopagrus latus (yellowfin seabream) is the source of this 884-nucleotide messenger RNA. It is a transcript of the gene hsbp1b, whose product is annotated as heat shock factor binding protein 1b. Gene Ontology annotation, molecular function: transcription corepressor activity. Gene Ontology annotation, cellular component: nucleus; cytosol. Gene Ontology annotation, biological process: cellular heat acclimation. Bases 139 to 372 code for a protein of 77 amino acids. The transcript is spliced from 4 exons. Lineage: Eukaryota; Metazoa; Chordata; Actinopteri; Spariformes; Sparidae. The record is from RefSeq and is a predicted model, not a curated record.
CAGCUGACUGUGCGCUGGGUUGGAGCGAGUGACUGCUAUCUGUUUCGAACAGUUAGAAACCUGAUAGCGAACAGAAUCGUCAGACAGCUCUCUGAAUUCUAGCAGUGUUCGGCCACUGAUAAUCAUUCACAGCGCAACAUGGCUGAGACGGACCCCAAGUCGGUGCAGGACCUUACCAAUGUGGUCCAGACUCUGCUGCAACAGAUGCAGGACAAGUUCCAGACCAUGUCAGACCAGAUCAUCGGCAGGAUUGACGAGAUGAGCACGCGAAUUGAUGACCUGGAGAAGAACAUUGCCGAUCUAAUGACCCAGGCGGGUGUUGAAGAGAUUGAAGCGGCACCGGAAAAAGCUAAAGAGGGUCAAGGCUCAUAAUGAAGGUUCCUAAGUAACAUGGCGUGAAGUCGGUCCUACAUUCAGGAGCAGCGGACUUUUCCAUUCUGAAAAAUGACUUCUAUUGAUUUGGUGUGUUGUAGUGUGAAAUGCUUUUUUAUAUAUUGAAUAUUGUGAUAAACGGUUACAGUUGUGUAAUGACUUGAAAAGUUGAACGUUAUUUGUAAGUUAGAAUAGUGUGAUGUGCCCUUCAGAACCUAAAAUGCUCACGUGCAGGAAUGCAACUAAAUGGAUUUUGUGCACCGAGCAGACGGUGCCAGCAUAUAUCAUAAUAAUCAAUUCAAUCCUGUGAGGUGAUGGCUGAUGGGGACAGUUCUCCCUCUAGCCUUUGCCAAGAAGUACAACUCAGCAGGCUAACAGGCCAGUACAACCGCCAUCCCUCCCAACAUGGGACACAUCUGAAGCCUGAACUGUUUUACAAACAGCAGUGUUAUUACCAAGCUGUGGGAUGCAUUCCAAUUCUGAUUUUCUUCUAUUAAAGCUAUUUAAUACUA